Styela clava is the source of this 2273-nucleotide messenger RNA. RefSeq names its product protein unc-93 homolog A-like. The record is from RefSeq and is a predicted model, not a curated record. NCBI's taxonomy places the organism in Eukaryota, Metazoa, Chordata, Ascidiacea, Stolidobranchia, Styelidae. Gene Ontology annotation, biological process: transmembrane transport. Gene Ontology annotation, molecular function: transmembrane transporter activity.
UUUACGUUAACUUUCUUACAAAGAAGUCUUCGAUCGAUAUCGUGUCUUGCUGCGGGGUAUUUUAAAAAGUCAAGCAGGCUGGUCAAUAAGCAAAUCGUUUUUUUCUACAGGAGAAUGGUUUAGGCAAAUAUGGAGGACCAAGUGGCACGACAAAAGAAAGAAAAGAUUCGUAAAAUUGUCAUUGCUUUCUCUGUAUAUUCGUUUGGAUAUUUUUUAAAUAUUGGAUCAUACCUGGCUAUUACCGGAUUGCAGAGCAGCGUUAAUAUCGAGGCAAGCAUAGGCACCAUAAGUCUUGGGAUAGCCUACGUUGUGUCCUUCUUGACUGCGUUAUUGUUGACACCCAGUGUGAUACGCAAGUUUGGAUGCAAGUAUGCCUUUCUCAUCGGCGAGAUUGCACAUUUGUUGUACAUUGUUGCUAACUUUUACCCAGUGAAAUAUGUCAUGAUUAUCUCUGGGGUAAUCGUUGGUGUGGGUGAAGGUAUGAUAUGGACGACUGUGCCUGUAUUCAGUACAUUUUUUGGAAUUCAACACGGAUCACACGGUUCCAAACAUCGAUCCGAAUACAUCAGAAAAUAUGCAGGAAUUUUUUUCGGCGUUUAUUUUGCUGGACAGAUUUUUGGCUCAGCCAUGACUUAUGCAAUAUUACAUAAAGGAGAAACUCAUUCAACUCCCCAAAAUGAUAUGUUGAUUCAAGCCUACUCCACCUGGGCUACAGAAACCAAUUUAUCUUACGCUACGAACGACACAUUGAGAAACGUCACGUAUGUAACAUCGACCAUGAACUCAAAACCAAUUGCGAAUAUGACAUUGGGCAGCGAUGAACCUGAGCUUUACAGAUACUGCGGUGCAAAUGACUGUCAGAACCCUGAAAUAACGCAGUCAAACCUUCAUAAUUACGUUCCUGCAGAUAAAUUGCAUUUAAACAUUCUCCUGUCCGUUUUUACGUGCCUUUGUGUUAUUGGUAUAUUUUUACAUAUUUGCUACCUGCCUGUUGCCAAACCCGAAACCAACGACUGGUUACCAGAAGAGAAUGCGAAUAUUAUCGACUCGAAAUCUGAAAUAGAGAAACACAAAGAUCAUUCGGUGAAAGCGACUCUUAUUGCAAUAUUCAAGCAUAGUACGAAUUUCAUGCAAAUUUUACUUCUACCCGCUCUGCUCUAUCAUGGCCUGAUGUAUGGAUUUUAUCUUGGUGAACUUGUUAGAGCUUACACCUCUUGCAUUCUGGGCGUAGAACAUGUUGGAUUAUCACUGGUGGCUAUUUCAAUUUCAAGUGCAAUAUCCUCUGUGUUAUCUGGUAAAUUGAUUGGUCUUUUGGGACGAAAUAUUACCAUUGCUAUUUUGCUUGUCGGGGAGACGUUGGCAUACGUAUUCUGUUUGUUAUGGAGGCCAAAUGAAGAUUCAAAAUCUUUAGUUUAUGCAAUAUUUGUUGUGUUCGGAGUUACAUAUUCGUGUUGGAAAAUGUGUAUUAUAAGUAUGUACACAGAUUACUUCCCAAAAAAUCAGGAGAUUGCUUACACUGUGUGGAGUAUUUGGAUUUUAAUCGGAAUUGCGAUAAGUUUUGUUUGGAGUCCUUUGUUAUGUGUCCGUGCCAAACUUUACGUUCAUUGCGUUGUUCUAUUGCUAUCUGUUUCCUGUUAUGGUGUUGCAGAAUUUUUCUACAAAUCUAAUUAUCAAUCCAGAGAAUUAAACAUUGAAGUAGAACCUGAUGAAAAGCAGCUAUUUCAAGAAAAAGACGAACAAUAGUGUUUUCUCAUCAUUUGUGAUCAUAGCAAUACCACUUCAAACUUAUUUGUCAAAAAUAAAUAUCGUAUAUUUUUGCUAGCAUAAUAGUGCUCCUCUUACCUCAGACAAUUGUAAUAUGUGACAAGGUUAUCCAAUUUUUCAGAUAAUUCAUAUUUUCAAUGUACAUGUGUAGAGUUAAUUGCACAGCUGUUUUGUUUAAUCUAUGCGGUGCGGAGUCGACAACCGACAGCAUUUCUACACGUGCUUUGGGUUGCUGCAUAAACCAUUACGUUGAAGAAUUGUGAGAUUGAUUGAUGGUGUAGUGUUUAGAACGUUAGCCUAACUACAUGUUGGCCAUAUGUCUACAGGGAAUCUGUUUGUGCUCACCACAUUGAGUGCAAUAAUUAUAAUUUUCUUAUAAACAAUGUCUGAUUUUUUCUCAAAAUGAUACACCGUCAUCAAAAUGUAUUACUAUGUUAUCGUAUAUUUUUAUUAAUGCAAAUAUUUAUAAAUGUGAUUUUAAUUGAAAUAUAUAUUAUAUACGUGAUUUA